Scatophagus argus is the source of this 10162-nucleotide messenger RNA. RefSeq names its product ATM serine/threonine kinase (gene atm). The coding region runs from base 208 to 9492 and encodes 3094 amino acids. Gene Ontology annotation, biological process: DNA repair. NCBI's taxonomy places the organism in Eukaryota, Metazoa, Chordata, Actinopteri, Scatophagidae. The record is from RefSeq and is a predicted model, not a curated record. The transcript is spliced from 63 exons. Gene Ontology annotation, molecular function: protein binding; protein serine/threonine kinase activity.
GCGGGAAUUUCCUGCGUGGACUACGUGUUCGUGCGUGUGUCUGUUAAGAUGGCAAAGUUGUGAGAAAAGCAGGAGCUGGCUGUUGCGCAGUUAACAUCCAUGUGCCUGCAUCUGCGACAGCUCUUUAACUACAAUAGGCAUAAUCAUCAGAGGUAGAAUAGUCUACAUUUAAUAAAGCUGUGUCCUGCUCAUCCAGCGUGAAGCACAAUGAGUCUGGCCUUUCAUGAUCUCCUGGUCUGCUGCAGAGGCCUGGGGAGUGACAAAGCUACAGAGAGGAAGAAAGAAGCUGAGCGCUUCAGGCGACUCCUACGAACUCCAGAGGUGGUGCAGGAGUUGGAUCGUACCUCUGGAUCUAAAACUAAGGGCUCCAAGCAACUCACAUGGGAUGCUGUUUUCAGAUUUAUACAGCGUUAUGUCCAGAAGGAGACAGAAAGCAUGCAAUCGAGUAAAGCAACUACACUGGCUACGCGGCAGAAGAAGAUGGCUGAAAUUUGCAGCUUGAUCAAAUACUUCAUUCGCUAUGCAAACAAACGUGGGCCACAUCUGAAGUGCAGUGAGCUGCUUAAACAUGUGAUGGAGAUCCUGCAGAGUUCAUACAGCUGUUCAGCCUAUGGAGAAGAUUACAGCAGCCUCCUAGUAAAAGAUGUCCUCUCUGUCCGCAAAUACUGGUGUGACAUCACUCCACAGCAGUGGCACAGUCUCUUGGACUUAUACUGUCACCUGUUCAACUCCUCAUCCAAGUCCAUCAACUGCGUGUUGGUGAGCAGAGUCAUCCACACGGUGGUGCAGGGCUGCUGCAUGCAGACUGAAGGAUACAACAACACUCUGUUCAGCUUCUUCUCCAAAGCACUGCUAAAUGCCAGGCAGGAGAAACACUUGGCUGUUUUGGAGCACCUAGUCUCUGCUCUGAACAUCUUCUUGAGAUCCGCAGCCAUGAACUGUCGGAUGAGGGUGUGUCGCCUGGGAGAAGAGCUUCUGCCUUCUAUACUGUAUGUCUGGUCAGAUAUGAGACCCGCUGCUGCUCUCAAAGAGGAGAUUGUGGAAUUUUUUAAGCUGCAGAUUUGUGCUCACCACCCCAAAGGAGCAAAAACACAGGAUGCAGGUGCUCAUGCUGAGGACUGGACCAGGUGGCAGAGUCUGCUGUACAAUCUGUAUGAUGCCCUAAUCAGAGAAAUUAGCCACAUAGGCAGCAGAGGGAAGUACGUCACGGGGACCCGACACAUAGCUGUCAAAGACAAUCUCAUUGAGCUCACAGCUGAUAUCUGUCACCAGCUGUUCAGUGACGACAAUGCCCCCCACGUCUUAGAGGUGACCCAGGCCCUCAUCAGACCCACCCAAGUGGGCAGUCCGACCCAUGGAGCAGCCAGCAAACGACGGCGCAUCGAGCUGGGCUGGGAGGUCCUCCGGGACCAUCUGCAGCCUCAGCAUAGUGACUUUGAUGUCAUACCAUGGCUGCAGAUCACUGCAGUUCUUGCCUCUAAGUACCCGUCCUUGUUGCCUGGCCAGGAGCUGGUCCCACUGCUGUCAGUGCUGUACCAGCUCCUGGCUGAGCAGCGAAGAGGAGAGAGGGGGCCGUAUGUGCUGCGGUGUUUGAGGGAGGUGGCCCGGUGCCAGGCCCGCCACCCAGAGAGGGCCCAAGUGCACAGGACGGAGCUGGGUAGGCUGUGGGGUCGAGUCUGGGCCCUGGCACUGCGUGGGGUCAGCUCACCUCAGAUAGAGACCCUCUGCCUGGACCUGCUAAACUCUGUUGUCCACAGUGGACUGAUCACUGUGGACAGGGAGCUCUGGAAGCUCUUCUCUGGAUCAGCAUGUAAACCAUCACAGGAUGCUGCCCUCUGUUUAGCCCAAGCCUUACUAAAGUGUCCGGUCCCUAAAAGUCUCCUCGUGAGUUCAGACGGGGACCAUGUGGGGGUCAUGGAGGGAUCCGCACCCCUUAACCUGAAGGAGACGCUCAUAGCCUGGCUGCUGAUGACUGACCAGAGCGAUGAGGUGGAGGAUAGCUCCAGACCGCACCCCAUCAUCUGCAGAGACUUUCCUUAUAAUCUAAUAGCGAACAUCCUGCUCUCACUGACCUUAAAAGACACCAGAACUGGUUUGAAGUUUCUGCUGGGUACUGAGGGAGUAGAAAGUGCCUUUUAUCACGAACAAACCUCAUCCAAUGCCAAAGACAACUUGGAAGAGAUCGAGAGACUCUAUCUGCAGUUCAGCUUCAGCACGCUGCCCUCAGUGACGCAAGGGACUGACGGGGCGGUGAGAACGGCUUCAGCUGGUGGCCAAUUCACUGCCGUCCCCAGCCUUAGAAGCAAGUUGGAGCAAUCCCUGCUUUGUGUGGCUGACAACCUGCUCAACUGCUACUCUCCUGAUUCUCAGUCCACCCCUCCAGAGUGUCUGGUGCGCUGUUUCAGCCUGCUGACCGGUGUUCUCGCAGGUUACGUCUCCACAGGGAUUCUCACUGAGGAGGAGGCCUGUUGCUCACAGCUCUUCACUAAAGCCAAGGCUCUGGCACAGGAGUUCAGCGGCUUUGUUUUUAGUUUGAAAGUGAAGAUGUCGGAGGAAGUAACCAUGAGCACGCUGAGAUCUGUCGUGAAGCUCUGCACGCAGUCAGCCAGCAGAGGAAACGAGGAUAAAGUUUCUCCCAUCUCCUCCAGCCUGUUCAUCAUGAUCCUGCCAGCCAGUCUCCUCAGUGACCUGGCUGAGAUCUGCAAGCUGCUGUUAAGCAAUGUCUCUAAGAGAGUCGGUGUUGUGGAUGAAGACGAUCAUAUGGAUCAUGACUGGGAUGUGACCAGAACUCAACAAGGGGACAACAUUGAUCUGUUUGAUGAGGACAACGAGACCCACAGCAGCAAUAGUGGAUCCCUCAGACAGAAGGGGGACAACAGUGACACUUCUUGUGGACCAGGUGCUAAAAGUCUGCUAGCCGACGAUCAUCUGGCCCAACAGGACCUGGCUGUUCUGGCAGUCUUGGAGUUCCUGUGUGAGUGUGGCUCUGUCCAGCCCAUCCACGGCCUGCUCUUCAAGCCGCAGGAGGUGCGGCGCAGGCUGCUGCUGCUUCUGGAGCAGAUAGACUUCAGCAAAGCCCUGCAUCUCAACAUGUACCUUGUCCUGUUGAAGAAGCUUCCUGCUGAGGACUCGCUCUGUCCAGAAGAAUUUGAUUCGCUGCUUGGUCCUCUGGCAGACCUGUGUUCUCAGUAUCGUCAGGACCAAGAGAUCUGUGCUGCUGUUUUGCUGGGUUUGUUACCUGCCAUUAGGAGCCUUGGGAAAACUCACCGUGUGCCAGAGGAAAUGAAACAUGUUCAGGGAUCUCUGCUACAAGUGGUGUCUGGAUUCUGUUUCCUGAGCCAAACGGGGAAAUGCAUGACAGCUGUACGAGCCGCUUUAGUGCGAUGUCUGGUCGCUUUGCUGGAGGCUGAUCCAUGUUGUAAAUGGGCGAUUUUAAGUAUCAGAGGGCCUGACAAAGAGGAAGAUCUUCCAGUGUCUGUCAUCCUUCCGUCUCACCUUGCAGAUGCCCACCACCAAGUCCGCAUGCUGGUAGCCAUGUCAGUGGAGAGGUUAUUUCUGGAGAUGAGGCCAGAGCAUCCAGAUAAGAGGAAGAUGUUGCCGCUCAAACACCAGCAGAAAGCUUUUGAGAGCAUUUACCUGAAGGCUCAGGAAGGAAUGAGGCUCCCAAAAAGCAUUUCUUCAGAGGACCAGCAGGACGAGUCGUUUAACCGCAAGGCCACCCUGUUGAAGAGUUUGUCCGUUGUAUUGUGUUGUAGCCCAGUCUGUGAAAAACAGUGUCUGUUUGCCCUCUUCCAGUCCUAUAAGGAGAACAAUAUAGAGGAACAGGUCAUCAAAAAGAUGUUGUGCAGUGUAUCCAGAGCGCUGGGCUACCGGAACGUGAAGACAUUUGUCACUUCUCACCUGUACUACUUGGUCUCCGAGUGGCUCGCACAAAGACAGUCUGACGAUCGCUACACUCUUGGAUCUUUCCCCUACACCCUCCUAGACCAUGACACAGUCAAAGAUUUCUAUAACUCUUCUUACCAGGUUUUGAUCCCCCAUCUGGUCUUCCUGGAUGACUUUGAGCAGGUGAAGUCUAUCGGCAGAUAUCUUGGGAAGGACUGGAGAGAGUUACUGGCCGACUGUUUCCCCAAGAUCAUGGUCAACAUCCUGCCAUACUUUGCCUUGUCUGGCCAGGAUGCUCAGGUUGCACAGCAGCGAGAGAAGGCCCACAGAGUGUACGAUCUGCUCAAAGACGGCAACUGUCUGGGCAAACAGGAGAUUGACAGCCUGAUCCACAGUAACUUGGCAGACAUAGUGGUUGAACUGCUAAUGACUCUGUAUGAAGGAGGUGGAGUGGAAGGGGACCAAGGAGAUCUCAAACGCUUUAUAGGGGAGCUGGACCCUGCACCAAACCCACCGUAUUUCAGCUCUUAUGUCAUUAAAGCAACAUUGGACUACCUCAGCAAGUGCCACAGUGCCAACCACAAGUCUUUGGUAGCCAUUCUCUCAAAAACUCCGAUUUCCAUCCAGAGGAUUCUGCUGGCGGUGUGUGAAAGAGCAGCAGAGACCACCAACAGCUACGAACGCCAUCGCAUCCUCCUCAUGUAUCACCUUUUUGUCAGCCUGCUGCUCAGAGAGGUGAAGGAUGGCCUGGGAGGAGCCUGGGCCUUUGUCCUCAGAGAUGUUAUCUAUACACUUAUUCAUCAUAUCAACAGCAGACCAGUUCAGUGUGAUGAGGUCGCUAACAGAAGCCUGUCUCUGUGCUGCGACCUGUUGACCUGUGUGUGUCGGGCAGCUCUGCAGUUCUGCGAUGAUGCUCUAGACUGCCACCUACAGGUCAUCGUUGGCACUCUUACUGCUCAGGCGACCAGUCGACCUGCCAUCUCGCAACAGGUGCUCAGUCUGUUGCAGUUUCUCGUGAUAGAAAAUCAGGUGAAGCUAAAAGGAGCCAUCAGCAGGUUGGAGCCAUUUCCUGACCUCCCUGAAUUCAGAGAGCUGCGAUCCGUACAGCACACGCUGAAAUAUAACACCGGGAAAUUUACACUGAGAAGGGAGAUAGCCCACUUCCUGUCAGUGACAUCCUGUGACUCCUUACCUUUGACCAGACUGGAGGGGCUGAAGGAACUGACCAGACAGCUGUGCAACAGCAAGGGACAAAUCAGAGAGCUGCUGAAAGAGUGCCAUGCUGAACCCACUGACAGUGUGCUGGUGAAGCUGGUGCUCAGCCUGCUGCAGCUCUGUAAGCUAGCAGCCAACCACCCCGGAGGAGCCGACAUUUUUGAAGCGGCGGGCAGCUGUCUAGGAGAACUGGGUCCUGUGGAUUUCUCCACCAUCGCUCUGCUUCAUGGCAGGGACCCCCUCUAUGAAAAGGCUGUGUCUCUCUUCACCUCCACUGAGUCACAAUGUCUUUACAUCAUUCUCAACUGCAUGAACGACGCGCUCACUCACCAGCGUAUUGAGGUGAGGCAGGCCGCCACUCAGUGUGUGAAGGACAUCCUGGCCUCUCAGUCUGGAGUCGACUUCUGGGAGCAACACAAAGACAACAGAGACCCCAUGCUGGCCUACCUCAAUCCCUUUAGAAAGACCAAGAAGAAGGCGGUAGCUGUGAGUGCCGAGGAGAGUUCGGAGGCCAGGGAGAAGCUGGAGAGUCAGGUGUUUUGGAUUCCCCAGGCGGGCGGCCACAAAGCCUGGCUGAAAGCUCUAUGCAGUGCCCUGCUCAACAGUGGAGGAGUCAGGAAUGAGGCUCUGCUACUGUCACGACCACUGUGUCUGGUGUGGGUGGACUGCUGCCAGAGGCUGCUGCCCCUCAUCAUUCACUCCAUUCUUCUCGAUGACUCUGAUGGUACAUGGAGGGAGUCGCUCUCCUCUCACAUUCAGGACUUCUUCACCUUUUGUUCCCGAAGUGCUCAGGCCUCCAGUCGCUCUGCCACACCUCUCAACUCUGACUCUGGGAAGUUGGAGAAGUCGGACACUGCCAGCCAUGGCUUGUAUGACAAAACAUCUUUGCGUACCAUGCUUGCUGUUAUUGACUAUCUGAGACACCAAGAGAGACCACAGGAAGCUGAUAGCAGCUCCUGUGGGACAGUGUGUGACUCAAACUUCUGGCUGGAGCUGAACUACCUGGAGGUGGCCAGAGCUGCUCAGUCCUGUUCAGCACAUUUCACCGCCCUGCUCUACACUGAGAUCUAUGUCGAUAAGAUCAAAACGAACUUGGAGGAAAGUCGCAGAACCAAGUCCAGAGCAACACGCAAAAUCAGUUUUGAAGAGAACAGCCAGACGGUCACCAUCUCCAGCCUGACUGAGAAGAGUAUGGAAGACACCAACAUCAGUCUGCAGGAGCUGCUGAUCGAGGUGUAUCGGAGCAUUGGAGAGCCUGACAGUCUGUACGGCUGUGGUGGGGAGACGAUGACCAGUCCACUGACAAGGAUUCGGACCUAUGAGCAUGAGGCUAUGUGGGGCAAAGCCCUGACUUCAUACGACCUCCACUCCACUCUGCCUGAGGUCACUCGACAAGUGGGCAUAGUGGAGGGCCUGCAGAACUUUGGUCUGAGCAGCAUCCUCGCCACCUACAUGAGGGGUCUGGAGAGUGAAGGGGUAGAGUGGGGAGCUGAGCUGAGAGAGCUCCGCUUCCAGGCUGCCUGGAGGAACACACAGUGGGACUGUGAGGUGUCAGAGAGGAGUGAGAAAUGCAAACCUGGCUUCCACGAAUCAGUGUUUUGUUCUCUGCAAGCACUGAGGGACAAAGAGUUCUCCGUAUUUGAUGAAACUAUGAAACAGGCCAGGGGUGCAGAGGUGGAAGAGCUGUGCAGAGGCAGUCUAGAGGCUGUGUCUUCUCUUUACCCAGCUCUCAGGAACCUGCAGAGCAUCAGGGAGAUGGAGAGUGUGAAACAGCUCUUUUCCAGGCCCUUCUCAGACGUGACUCUGAGGGAAGUUUGCAGCCAGUGGCGGCAGCACUCCCAGCUGCUUGCUGACAGCGACUUUGCUUUGGUGGAGCCCAUCCUGACUGUCCGUUCUGUGGCCCAGCACACCCUGAUGUCCAGGGUAGGAGACCCAGUCAGCACCCAAUACCUUAGCUCGGUUCUCACUGACCACCUCAUGGAGCUAUGCCGGCUGGCUCGAAAAGCUGGGAACACACAGCUGGCCGAGCGGGCAGUGUUCCAGAUGAAGCAGCAUGGUGGUGGAGAGUCCUGGGCGUCAUCCCCUAUGUCGUCAUGGCAGCUGGAGGAAGCCCAGGUGUUCUGGGCAAAGGGAGAGCAGGGACUGGCCCUGGGCCUGCUGAGGCAGAUGAUAAACAACCUAGAGGAAAAGGUGGACUUAAAUCCUGCUGUGGCCCCUGUCUACACUGAGUGCCUCCGGCUGUGUGGCAACUGGCUGGCUGAGACCUGUCUAGAAAGCCCUGGAGUAAUACUGGUGAAGUACCUGGAGAGAGCAGUGGAGGUGAUCGAGGAGGAUUCAGGCGUGCAUCAGGAUGCCCGCUUGCAGAGUCAGCGAACGGAGGCCUUCCUGUCUCUGGCCCGCUUCUCUGACGCUCAGUACCAGAGCAUUGACAAAUACAUGAAUUCUUCUGAGUUUGAGAACAAGCAGGCGCUGCUGGAGAAGGCCAAAGAGGAAGUGGACUUGAUGAAGGAGCGUAAAGUGACGUCCAACAGGUACACAAUAAAGGUGCAGAGAGAGCUGGAGCUGGACGAGAAGGCCCUGUCCAACCUGCUUGCAGACAGACAGCGUUUCCUUUGUAAGGCAGUGGAGAACUACAUCCAGUGUCUGGAGCAGGGAGAGGAGCAUGACACCUGGGUGUUCCGCCUGGCUUCACUCUGGCUGGAGAAUGCAGACGUUAAGGCCGUAAACAACAUGAUGAAGAAAGGGGUCAAGAAGAUCCCUUCCUAUAAGUUCCUGCCUCUGAUGUAUCAGCUGGCUGCUCGCAUGGGGACCAAGAAGCCAGCUGGGGCCACUGAGGAUACAGGCUUUCAUGAUGUCCUCAAUGACCUGAUCUGCCGAGCAUGUUUGGAACAUCCUCACCACACCCUCUUCAUCAUUUUCGCCCUGGUGAAUGCCAACAAAGAUGACGACUUUUGCAGGAGCCGGCUGUCAAAGAGCGCUCCUCGGCAGCCGUCCCAGUUUGACCUGGAGCGUUCAGAUGUGGCCCAGAAAAUCAUUAAUGCGGUCAAGAAAAAGAGAAGCGAGAUGAUCCGCGGGAUCGAGCGUCUGUGUGAUUCCUACAUUACUUUGGCUUAUAUGGACGCCAGCAAGCACAAAACUGAGAAGAAGGCUAUUCCCAUCCCAGCUGACCAGCCCAUCAUGCAUAUCAAAGACCUGGAUGAUGUUGUCAUUCCCACAAUGGAGAUCAAGGUAGAUCCAUCCGGCUGCUAUGACAACCUGGUAACUAUCAGAUCCUUCAUGCCCCAUUAUCGCCUGGCUGGAGGAGUCAACCUGCCCAAGAUCAUCGACUGCGUUGGCUCUGACGGCAAGAGCAGGAGACAACUGGUCAAGGGUCAGGACGACCUGCGGCAGGAUGCAGUGAUGCAGCAGGUCUUCGGCAUGUGCUCCAUGCUGCUGCAGCGCAAUACGGACACUCGCAAGAGGAAGCUCAACAUCAGACAAUACAAGGUGGUGCCGUUCUCGCAGCGUAGCGGCGUGUUGGAGUGGUGUUCUGGCACAGUGCCUAUUGGGGAGUUUCUAGUGGACCCCAGUAAAGGAGCCCAUAAGCGCUUCAGACCCCAGGACUGGACCAACCUAAGUUGCCGCAAGAAGAUGAUGGAGGCCCAAAGACUGGCGUUUGAUGAGAAGCUCCAGGCCUACAGCGAGGUGUGCCAGAACUUCAGGCCCGUCUUCAGGUAUUUCUGCAUGGAACGAUUCCUGGACCCCGCGGUGUGGAUGGAGAAACGGCUGGCUUACACUCGCAGCGUGGCCACCUCCUCUAUAGUUGGCUACAUCGUAGGCCUGGGGGACAGACACAUCCAGAAUAUUCUGAUCGAUGAGCAGACUGCCGAACUGGUGCACAUCGAUUUAGGUGUGGCCUUUGAGCAGGGGAAGAUCCUGCCCACCCCUGAGACUGUCCCCUUCAGACUGUCCAGAGACAUUGUGGAUGGGAUGGGCAUCACUGGAGUGGAGGGAGUUUUCAGGAGAUGUUGUGAGAAGACGAUGGAGGUGAUGAGGAGCUCUCAAGAAGCUCUGCUGACUAUCGUGGAGGUGCUGCUGUAUGACCCUCUGUUUGACUGGACCAUGAACCCACUGAAGGCCUUCUACCUGCAGCACGACGAACAGCAGGAGCUCAACGCAACGCUCAGCUCCACAAUCGGGGGCGAUGACAUCUACAACCACCGUAAAUCCAGUGACAGCCAGAGCUUCAACAAAGUGGCCAAGCGUGUGCUGCUGAGGCUGCAGGAGAAGCUGAAGGGGGUGGAGGAGGGCACGGUCCUCAGCGUCGGUGGGCAGGUCAACCUGCUCAUCCAACAAGCCAUGGACCCCAAAAACCUGAGCAGGCUCUUUCCAGGCUGGCAGGCCUGGGUGUAGACCUGAGAAAAGGUGCACUUGAGUCGGCUCACUUCCUGCUUCCGCAACAAAUGUAAUGGAAGUGAAUUUGCACUUUAAAAGAACCGUAAGUCAUUUAGGAGAAUUGAAUGCAACACACAAUAACAUCAUUCAUUUUUUUUGCUGCAGUUAUGUGUGACGAAAUUACAAAAUCCUGCAACAAAAGACUGAUAAACUGUGUCUCUGAAUCAGUCGGGGUUGGUUCGGGGGAUGUUUACUAUAAAAGUGAGAUUGUUUCUGUAAAUUCCCCAGUGGGAUGUGAAUGUUUUCAUACUAUUGAGUGAUGUAUGAAAUGAUAUAUUAUUCUCAAUGGAAAUCCAAAGGCUUUAUCAUACAUUCCUUAUGAAUAUAUGAUAAGACUUGAAUAAACUGCACUUGAAAUCCCCUUUAAAUCCUUAUCGAACACCUUUUUGUUUCACUUCAGCUGUUCAUUAGUUCAGUUCUUUUAGUAUUAAAAUGAUGAAUAUUAUGCUGUAACGCUCGCAGAUUAUCUCUAGGGCAUUUAGAAAUGUAUGAUAUGAUUAUUCAGCAGCAACUUUAUUCUAGUUUUUAUUCCUUUUCUGCUUUGUAAAAAAAAAAUUAAAAAAAUGCUGGCAGCUGUUGAAUGUCGGUGCUGCACUGAUAAAUUAAUAAAACAUUUGUUUGAAGCCCA